Messenger RNA from Acaulospora colombiana, 1005 nucleotides. The record is from the annotation of a GenBank genome assembly. NCBI's taxonomy places the organism in Eukaryota, Fungi, Glomeromycota, Glomeromycetes, Diversisporales, Acaulosporaceae.
AUGCCCACUGGUCCACCACCUAGUGUGCCUACCACCCCUCCUCCAUCGGGUACUACUAGGGCGAAUACGAGUGACGCAGUCGUCACCCGCUCAGUCACUUCUCGUGCGAGUACUACAUCAACGAGGACCUCUGCAACCGCCACUGCCACCCCAGAGUCAGAUGGGAUGAGCCUUGGAUCAAUUGCUGGUGCCGCUGCCGCUGCUAUCAUUGGUAUCGGUGUCAUUACGGCCUUCGUCAUCUGGUUCAUUCGUCGCCGUAAGAGGAACAGCGACAUUGACGAGGAGCCCUUCAACCGCAACUCCUUCCUUCGACAAUCGACCGUAAUUCCAGAUGACGACGCUCCUCCUCCAUCUCGCACUCGCCCAGCCCCUGGUCCCAGCAUGGUUGAACGUCAACCGACACCCCUCUAUGGAGCACCUAAUCCUUAUAACGAUAUGGGUAAUGAUGGAUUCGGAUACAAUACUCAACCAAGCUAUAAUGGCGCUCCUGGUCAAAUGUACAAUGGUGGCUUCGGACCGGGUGGUGCUCCAGCUACUCCUCUUCCCAAUACACCCGGCUUUGGAACGGCUUAUGAUCAAGGAUUCAACAACAACGGCGGCUAUGCGGAAUUGACAAGAGGAAACACUCCACAUGACUACCCACCUUCACCCCGCGGAUAUGAGCAGUAUAACCACCACCUCGAGAGCCCUGCCGCACCAUCGUUCGCUGGACGUGACAAUUUCCCUUCACCACCGCCAACUGCCCAUGGAGCCGAGACCGUCACAGGACAAGAUGCUGUCUACAAGUCAGGCCCCACCUACCCUGAAUUGACACCGGCCACUGCCACUGCCCAGCAAGGACAAUUUGUAACUGUCAAGGAAUCUGCUCAUGAUGGUCGUGAGACUCCCGUACAGCUUGGAUUUGCCCCUGCCCAGACUCAGCCUAAAGCUCCGGCCCCGACUGCCAAGAAGCAAAGACCAGAAAGCUCAAUGUACAAUGAAGACGAUGCAUAUGGUGGAAUGUAA